Molecule: messenger RNA, 715 nt
Organism: Chara braunii
Lineage: Eukaryota; Viridiplantae; Streptophyta; Charophyceae; Charales; Characeae
Source: the annotation of a GenBank genome assembly
CUAGAGACCAUAGUUGACAGGAUCUUACCAAGAUUUUGUGGUCCUUAGUUGAGUCGGUCCUAAGUUAAGUCAGUCAGGGGUGAGAGUCUAAGUGGUGAAGAGUGGAACUGAAUCUCGGUUGUACAUCUUUCACCAUGGUUGACCUGCGUAGUGGCAAGAGUACCACCCCUUAUACCAAGGCUCAUAAAGAGCAAGCCGCCGCCGUACUUAAAGAGAGAAAAGAGAAGGAGGCUAAGAAGGAGUUGAUUAGGCUGGCCAAAAAGUUGGCCUUACAGGAGGAGCAGGCGGCGAAGAGGAAGAAGUUGGAGGAAAUGGAGAGAUUGGAGGAGGAAGAGAAGAAAGCAGUAGAAGAGGAGGAGAUAGAAGAGGAAAAGGAGGAGUCCCUGAUCAGGAGAAGAACAAGGGAAAAAGGGGAAUCCAGUGGCACAAAGAAGUCAUGGAUAGACAAGAAAGUUUAUGAGUGGGUGGCGAACUUGUCCCUGGGGGAAGAAGAGGAACCAAUGUUGUAUGCUCCCCGGGAGGAGCAGGAAGCGGUUGUGAAGGAGCUGGAGGCAGAAGAGGAUUCCUUGAGACGCCAAACGAUAGAGGAAGAGAAGAAGCUACAAUGGAAGUUGGUGCUGAUUAAGUUGCCUACUCUGACAUAGAGUGGGAACUGGAAGAGGAAGAAGGGGGCAGUAGGGUUGAUAGAGGGAGUACCUACGCUGCUAUUGCGGCC